Molecule: messenger RNA, 1311 nt
Organism: Pseudomassariella vexata
Lineage: Eukaryota; Fungi; Ascomycota; Sordariomycetes; Amphisphaeriales; Pseudomassariaceae
Product: SnoaL-like domain-containing protein
Exons: 2
Coding region: 269-1108 (279 amino acids)
Source: RefSeq, a predicted model, not a curated record
CGCAUCUGUUCGUCGAUUCGAGUUGCUUGCCGCAACGAUGCAUUUGGGAGCACAAGUAUACGCGGGGUUGCGAGUCAGAUACUCCAACAGGUAUUUGUAUCCCGUAAAAAAACGAGAUCUGCCGAGGGGUACCCAAUAUGCACGCCGCUUCGUGGGCUUGCAAUCAGCCGGGUACUAACAUGGGUAUAUCUGGACCAAAUUCCGUCGUUGAGGAGUGGAGGCUCACUUGUAUCUUUGCUUGUCAUCCCAGAAUCCGAACACUGUUGCCAUGGAAGCAGAUCUCGCCGAGUUGAAGGAGCAAGUCUCUCUCCUACGCAAGGAGCUCACCCGCGUCUCGGACGAAGCUGAAGUCCGCAAGACGCACUUCAAGUAUGGCUACUAUCUGGACAAGUGUCUCUACAACGAGGUCGUGGACAUGUUCUCAGACCACCCAGAUGCCUACGUGGAGUUUAUGGGGUCCCGUUACCGCGGUAAAGCAGGCAUCAAACGGCUCUACCAGGGCCGGUUCCAGAACAGCUUCGUCAAGGGGCGCAACGGCCCCGUGCACGGGUUCCUGCUGGAUCACAUCAUGAUGCAAGACAUCGUCGACGUCGACCCGUCGGGCAACCACGCAUGGUGCCGUAUGCGCGCCUUGAUGCAAGCAGGCACGCAUAAGUCAAUCCGCGAGACGCAUCCGCGAGGCCACGUGCAGUGGUGGGAAGGCGGUCUCUACGAGAAUGAGUACAUCAGAGAAGACGGGGUAUGGAAGCUAUUCCGGUAUCGCUAUUUCCCCUUCUGGCACGCCGAGUUUGAGACGGGCUGGUCCGAGACCAAGGAAAACUACGUUCCCUGGCCGACGCGGACGUUUCCCGAGGACCCCUUGGGACCGGAUGAGAUCAUCGAGCAGAAGAUGCUGUGGCCCGACACGAGGGUGGUGCCGUUCCACUACCCUCAUCCCGUGACGGGGAGGAGAACCGACGACGAUGACCUCAGGGCGCCGCAGUAUGGCGAAAAGGUGGGAACGGCCGAGAUGCCACUGAGUCUGGCACUUCCAGAAGGCCAGUCGGGGCCUGGGGCGGGGUCGAGCGACAACCCAAAGGUCUUGCCUGAAUUGGCUGGGAAUAUGUAAGUUCGGCAUAUAGCCUGAGUGACCUGAUUGGUAAUUGGAGAAACAAACUUCCGCCUGUCUACCAUCAGACUGCUCCAAACGAGGAGCAAAGGGUACUAAUGGAAAAUGGAUGUAACUGAAAAACAUUGUACCCACUUCCUCGCAGUCCAUCGUUAAAUCAGGGAGAAUGCUAUGUCUAGAACCGAUGCUAUUGUUCGGUUCGC